Messenger RNA from Pochonia chlamydosporia 170, 1404 nucleotides. Its product is annotated as aminotransferase. Gene Ontology annotation, molecular function: L-2-aminoadipate:2-oxoglutarate transaminase activity; pyridoxal phosphate binding. The transcript has 2 exons. NCBI's taxonomy places the organism in Eukaryota, Fungi, Ascomycota, Sordariomycetes, Hypocreales, Clavicipitaceae. Gene Ontology annotation, biological process: biosynthetic process. Bases 1 to 1404 code for a protein of 467 amino acids. The record is from RefSeq and is a predicted model, not a curated record.
AUGGACUCCAAUAUGCUGUCUGGCAAGAAGCACAUCAACCUUAUGCGUGGCUGGCCCUCUCCGGAUGUUUUACCAGCUGCCAUGCUCUCAACCGCCUGCAACCGUGUGCUUCUUGAUCGCGAUGAGUACACCCCGAUUCUCCAAUAUGGCCCAAGCGCAGGCCACCCAACUUUGAGAAAAGAGUUAUCCAAAUGGCUGGGCCAACAUUACAGUGUUGACCCAGACCCAAGUCGCAUAUGCGUCACCGGCGGAGCAAGUCAAAGCUUGGCCUGCAUUCUCCAGAGCUUCACGGAUCCAAACUACACUAAAGCGAUUUGGAUUAUUGCUCCAUGUUAUUACUUGGCAUGCGGAAUAUUCGAGGAUUCAGGGUUUACUGGAAAACUGAGGGCAUCGCCAGAGGAUGAGGAAGGAAUCGAUUUGAUUGCCUUGGAAGAGAGCAUGAAGAAGGUAGAGCAGGCAGAAUGCCACAAACAGCAACUCCCGCCUGUAAAGCUUCCCGGUACCACGAGAAAGCUGUACAGACAUGUAGUGUACGUCGUACCAACUUGUGCCAAUCCUUCUGGCAAAACCAUGUCUUUCCGACGGCGUGAAGGACUGGUGCAACUGGCUCGGAGAAACGACGCUCUCGUAGUUUGUGAUGACGUGUACGAUUUUCUACAGUGGCCCAUCGACUCAGUAGGCCAACAGAAUAGGCAAGACUACCCAAGACUCCCUAGACUCUGUGACAUAGAACGGUCAAUGGGAUACGCGGAGCAAGAUUCUGGAAAGUUUGGUUACACUGUCAGCAAUGGUUCAUUCAGUAAAAUUGCCGGCCCAGGAGUCCGAACUGGUUGGGUCGAAGCCGCCUCUAACUUUGUCAUCGGGCUGGGUGACACAGCUUCUACACUUUCAGGCGGAGCCCCGAGUCAGUUGUGUGCAGCGAUUCUCGGCGAAACCCUUCGAACGGGUGAGCUACAGAAGCAUAUAGCUUGCACAGCUUGUCCGUCGUUACAAAUAAGGCAUAAUCUCGCCAUGAACGCUAUUCGUCAAUGCAUCAAGCCUUUGGGUUACAACGUCCGAGAGACGAGCCUCGUUGGGACUCCGUACUAUGGUGGAUAUUUCAUAUGGCUGUCCCCGGGACACGGAGUAUCGUUAAACUCCAAAUUGGUUGCCCAGGUCGCGUUGGAAGAGGAAAAUCUUGCGAUAGGUUACGGUUGUAUGUUUGAAGUUCACGGGGACGAAGGCAAUGCACAGUUCAGCGGCGAUAUUCGAAUAUGCUUUGCAUGGGAGCCAGAGGAUGUCAUGGUUGAAGGUAUCCAAAGACUCGGUGCGCUAUUGAAGCGCAUGUUAAACGAUAAGUUGCAUUGCAGUGCCAGGACGGUGGCAUCAGGGGUAUGUUCGAAUUUCGUAGAUUGCUACAAAUGA